UCCCCCAACAGGAAGCAGUCUGCCCCGUUCCGUUAACUUUCCGUCCGGACUGCCAGACUCUGAUCCGGAUCAUGGACCAGCUGCUGCCGGCUGUCGGUCUCCAGCUGUGAGCGUCAGAGAGCCGCGGAGCUGCAGCAUGCUGCUGCCGGGGAACGAGUCCUCCUGCUGGGCGGACCUGCUGCGGUCCAACCGCUCGGUGCCCGGAGGUCCUGAGCCCGGAGGUCCGGAGCCCGGAGGUCCGGAGCCUGAGGCGGUGGGGGGCCCCGGGCCUGAGGCGGUGGUGGUGCCGGCGGUGUUCGGGCUGAUCUUCGUGGUGGGGGUGGUGGGGAACUGCCUGGUGAUGGUGGUGAUCGGGAAGGUGAGACACCUGGGCGCGGGGGGAGGCGGCGGCAGGCGCGUGCUCAGCCCCACUAACGUGUUCGUGCUGAACCUGAGCGUGGCCGACCUGUCCUUCCUGCUGUGCUGCGUCCCGCUGCACGCCACCGUCUACUCACUGCCCGAGUGGCUGUUCGGAAGCUUCCUCUGCUGGUUCGGACACUUCUUCUCCUCCGUCACCAUGCUGGUCAGCAUCUUCACGCUCGUCGCCAUGUCCGUGGACCGGUACGUGGCCGUGGUGCGCUCCAACAAGUCCGCGUGCGUCCGCAGCCGCAGGAACGCGCUGUCGGGUCUGUGCGCCAUCUGGACUCUGUCCCUGCUGUGUUCGGUCCCGGUGGCCCAGCACCAGGUCCUCACCAGCCACCCCACCGCCCCCAACAGCACCUUCUGCUGGGAGAACUGGGCCGGAGCGUCUCGACGCGCCUACCGGGUAACGGUGCUACUGCUGGGCUUCCUGCUGCCGCUGCUGCUAAUCAGCUGCUGCUACUUCAGGGUUUUAUUUCAUCUCCAUAAAAAGAUGAAGAACAUGUCCAAGAAGUCUGAGCGCUCCAAAAGAAAGGUGAUGAUGCAUUCACUGACAGGUGAUGACGGCCCAGAUGGUCCUCCUGGUGGUCACCGCCUUCGCUGUCUGCUGGAUGCCGCAUCACAUCAUCGUCAUGUGGGUGGAGUUCGGUUCCUUCCCGCUGACCGACGCCUCCUUCGCCUUCCGCAUCGUGUCCCACUGUCUGUCCUACGGGAACUCCUGCGUCAACCCCGUCCUCUACGCCUUCCUGUCCGAGAACUUCCGGAAGGCCUGUUGCCAGGUGUUCACCUGUUACCUGAGCUCGCAACCGCCGCCGCCCAGUGGGAAGGUGGUCCGGUUCCACCUGGACACAUUCUCCAGCACACACUCCACCACCAACAUCUGAACAGGUGGUCACAUGACUACAGGUCAGCCUGUGAUUGGCUGCUGCUUCACCUGUAAAACUACAGAAAGUGUGCUUAAAGUCGGUCCUUCUAAAGGUUCAGAGAAGAUCAGCUGCUGUGGAAUCAGGUUCUGUUCCUUUUAAAACCAAAUAUGUUUUGGUUUAAUAAAUAAACGGUUUACUUUGCUGAAGAAGCCGGAGAACAGAUGGUGAUUACAUUUAAUAACAGUUUUAUUCAUGUAGCAUCAAUCAUAUCACAGAGGAAUCAGCAUGGUGAGAUGAAGUCCUUCAAACUCUGAACAGAAGUCGGUGACAAGAAGAACCAAACAACAGAUUGGUUGAAUCUUUACUUUUGUCACAUUUUCAUGAAUUCAAAUAUUCAGUCACACUUUCAUACCAACAUUAGACCAAAAAUAAUCCAUGAAAGAACCAAAACACCUGACUGUUUAUUGUUUCAGAGGUUCCAUCAAAGAAUGUUCAGAGCUUUAGGAGACUGAUGAUCAACAUGGACUUUACUGAACGUGGAAAAGAAUGAAGAUGAUUUGAUCAGAAAUAAACCAGACAGUCACUGUUGGUGUUAAAAGACUUUUCAAGAAACAAACAUUUAUCAAACAGUCAUCAGUGUUUUCUUCAACCCACAAAUAAUAACGAACUGACCCUUUUAUCAGCCCCAGGUCCAGAGAUGCUCUCUAACCUCUGAUUGGAGGUCCAAAGAUGAUCUCUAACCUCUGAUUGGAGGUCAAGAGAUGAUCUCUAACCUCUGAUUGGAGGUCCAGAGAUGAUCUCUAACCUCUGAUUCCAGGUCCAAAGAUGAUCUCUAACCUCUGAUUGGAGGUCCAAAGAUGAUCUCUAACCUCUGAUUGGAGGUCAAGAGAUGAUCUCUAACCUCUGAUUGGAGGUCAAGAGAUGAUCUCUAACCUCUGAUUCCAGGUCCAAAGAUGAUCUCUAACCUCUGAUUGGAGGUCCAAAGAUGAUCUCUAACCUCUGAUUGGAGGUCAAGAGAUGAUCUCUAACCUCUGAUUGGAGGUCAAGAGAUGAUCUCUAACCUCUGAUUCCAGGUCCAAAGAUGAUCUCUAACCUCUGAUUGGAGGUCAAGAGAUGAUCUCUAACCUCUGAUUGGAGGUCAAGAGAUGAUCUCUAACCUCUGAUUGGAGGUCCAGAGAUGAUCUCUAACCUCUGAUUCCAGGUCCAGACAUGACCUCUAACCUCUGAUUGGAGGUCCAGAAAUGAUCUCUAACCUCUGAUUCCAGGUCCAGAGAUGAUCUCUAACCUCUGAUUGGAGGUCCAGAGAUGAUCUCUAACCUCUGAUUCUAGGUCCAGAGAUGAUCUCUGACUUCUGAUUGGAGGUCCAGAGAUGAUCUCUGACCACUGGUUUCAGGUCCAGAGAUGAUCUCUAACCUCUGAUUCCAGGUCCAGAGAUGAUCUCUAACCUCUGAUUCCAGGUCCAGAGAUGAUCUCUGACCUCUGAUUCCAGGUCCAGAGAUGAUCUCUAACCUCUGAUUCCAGGUCCAGAGAUGAUCUCUGACUUCUGAUUGGAGGUCCAGAGAUGAUCUCUGACCACUGGUUUCAGGUCCAGAGAUGAUCUCUAACCUCUGAUUCCAGGUCCAGAGAUGAUCUCUGACCUCUGAUUCCAGGUCCAGAGAUGAUCUCUAACCUCUGAUUCCAGGUCCAGAGAUGAUCUCUGCUUCUGAUUGGAGGUCCAGAGAUGAUCUCUGACCACUGGUUUCAGGUCCAGAGAUGAUCUCUAACCUCUGAUUCCAGGUCCAGAGAUGAUCUCUAACCUCUGACUGGAGGUCCAGAGAUGAUCUCUAACCUCUGAUUCCAGAUCCAGAGAUGAUCUCUAACCUCUGAUUCCAGGUCCAGAGAUGAUCUCUGACCACUGGUUCCAGGUUCAUGUUCUUCAGUCCUGACUGAAGGUUUCUUUCUUCUGUCUGUGAUCAGUAGUUCUGAUGUCUGAACCUGAAUAUUUGUAGAACAUUCCAUAUUCUUCUGUUCUGAUGUUAAAUGGUGAUAGAUGAACCUCUCAGGUGUGUUCAGACUCCAGAUGUUUAGUCCUUGGUUCUUUAGAGGUUAAAUAAAUGUUGUGUUGGUUUCUGUGAGUAAACUGAGAUGAAGGAGCUCUUUAAACCGGCAGAGUGUUUGUUCAGAUAAAUGUGUUUAAUAAACUGAUCUGAGAACA
Molecule: messenger RNA, 3459 nt
Organism: Amphiprion ocellaris (clown anemonefish)
Lineage: Eukaryota; Metazoa; Chordata; Actinopteri; Pomacentridae
Gene: galr1b
Product: galanin receptor 1b
Exons: 3
Coding region: 137-1339 (400 amino acids)
Biological process (GO): neuropeptide signaling pathway; negative regulation of adenylate cyclase activity; positive regulation of cytosolic calcium ion concentration
Cellular component (GO): membrane
Molecular function (GO): galanin receptor activity
Source: RefSeq, a predicted model, not a curated record